GCUCGCGGGCCUACUCACAGUUUGUGACAUCAAUUAACGGUCUCAGGCCACGAUCCGCCUCCCGGGCGCCGCCAUUUUGUGAAGUCAUCGCCGGGGCAUUGUGGGAUCAGGCUGAGGCGGAGCGAUGGCUGAGGAAGCAGGAGACCAUGAUACCACUACAGAGAGUGUAAAUGAAGAUACCAACCACGAUCCUCACUUUGAGCCAAUAGUCUCACUUCCUGAGCAAGAGGUAAAAACAUUGGAAGAAGAUGAAGAAGAGCUUUUCAGGAUGCGUGCAAAGCUCUUUAGAUAUGCCUCCGAGAAUGACCCUCCUGAAUGGAAAGAACGAGGAACUGGAGAUGUGAAGUUGUUGAAACACAAGGAAAGGGGAACAAUUCGCCUUCUGAUGAGGAGAGAUAAAACUCUCAAAAUCUGUGCAAACCAUUAUCUUACACCUUCCAUGGAGCUGAGGCCUAAUGUGGGAAGUGACCGGGCAUGGGUGUGGAAUGCACCUGCUGAUUUUGCAGAUGAAGAACCCAAACCUGAGUUGCUGGCUAUCCGGUUCCUGAACAAAGAAAAUGCACAGAAGUUUAAGGCGAAGUUUGAAGAAUGCAAAGGGAAGAUGAAACUAAACGAAGAUGAUGAUGAUGAGGAAAAUCCAGAUAAGGUUGCUGAAAAGCUAGAGGAAUUGUCUGUAAAGGAGGAUAAGAAAGAAUCCGCCAAAGAGGAAGAAUGUGAGAAGAAAGAAGUGACCAGUGAAAAAACUGCCGAGAAUUAAGUAAUCCUGGUCCCCGUUUCCCUUUCCUUUUUUUACAGCAGACUGUAAUGAACUGGGUGUGGGCACGGAUGAGCUCUUCCAGGCUCUUGCCCUGCGAUCCCAAAUUGGUUAUGAAGAUACAGUACCUUCACAGAAUGUCAUUCCUCAGUCAUCAGCCACCAUAAAUGUGCUAGUGUAUUCCUUGGUGAAAAUUCUAGGAGUGUUAACUACUGCCUUAUCUAUUUACAGUCUUCUGAGAGAUAAUUUAAAUCUAUUGCUUUAAUUUCUCAAAAUUGGUGAAUAUAACAUUGCUUUACAGUGUAUGACUGACUUUUUAAAAAAAACUGUUUUGUGAAUGAGACUUAAUGUCAGAAUUCCCACAUUGGGUAGCAGAUGGUUUAUAACCAAAUAAAAUUCAGUUAAGUUGUACAUGGAAAAAGAAAAACUCUUAGGUUUUUUUUAUUAUAACUUUUGCCCUUCAAUGGUUCUGGGCCAAAUAUGACACAAAUGCUGGAAGAUUACAUUUAAGAUUUUUUUAAAUUUUUACUCGUUUUUUUUUUUCUCCCCCCUUCCCCCCCCGUCUAAAUUGGUAACUGACAGAUUACAUAAUAGAAAGAUUAGUGGCAAGUUCAUUGCAGGUUUGGUUAAAGAUUUAUCUUGACAACUGUUAGACUGCAAAAAGGAGAAACAGGUAGAGAUUUCUGGUGUAAUUUAACCAGGUUUGGUCUAUGUCGUGCAGCAGGAGAUUGGUGUAGUGUCAAUGCCCUCCGGCUGGAACAGUUCUUGCCCCAGUGGCACCCCUUAGUAAACCGAUACUGGUCCCAAUACAUUGCUAUCAGAUCGUGAACUGACACCAAAUAUUGUCUGAUGGUACUACUAUAAUGCACGACUAAUGCAUGUAAAGAGGGAGUGGUGCUGAUGGUUUCACAAUGGAUUUCUUUGAUUUUCCUGCUGGCUCCAGCUUUGCUGUUGACACACGGCAUUAUCUGUAGCGGUCACCAUACAAUUGGCUUGCACGACAUCAGUUAUACAGGCUUUACCUACAGAAAAGAUUGAUCAGCAUGAAAGCUAGAACCUGUUCUGAUAAAGUUCGCGUUUGCAUUUGCUUGCCCUGGACCACAUUUGUGUAUAAUCUUUUUUUUCUGUUGGAAUGAACAAACCAUCUUGAUCUACUGUUUUGUAAUGGGGGAAACUUAUAAAUGAAACUGUUGAGAAUUGCUACAUUCGUUAGGAAAUUUGCAAUAAAGGUUUUUGCAAACAG
Messenger RNA from Leucoraja erinaceus (little skate), 1997 nucleotides. RefSeq names its product RAN binding protein 1 (gene ranbp1). The coding region runs from base 125 to 757 and encodes 210 amino acids. The record is from RefSeq and is a predicted model, not a curated record. Gene Ontology annotation, cellular component: cytoplasm; centrosome; nuclear pore. Gene Ontology annotation, molecular function: GTPase activator activity. Gene Ontology annotation, biological process: positive regulation of mitotic centrosome separation; nucleocytoplasmic transport. The transcript is spliced from 6 exons. Lineage: Eukaryota; Metazoa; Chordata; Chondrichthyes; Rajiformes; Rajidae.